GCUGCGGCUGGCGGCUGAGACCGCGCCGGCUCUGGCUGGAGUGGCGGCGGCAGCGGCGGCGGCGACGGCGACGGCGACGGCGGUGGUGGCGGCUGUUCUUCCGAAGGCGCCGCGCGCUCCAGGACACACGUGGGCGGCCGAGAGAUGGCGUGGGACCCGCGACGUGGCGCGCAGAUCCCGGGACCCGGGAUGGAGCGGCGCGUGUGAGCCGGGGCGGCCGCGCCGCGGGGCGAUGGCCGUGCCACCGCUGCUCCGCGGGGCGCUGCUGCUGUGGCAGCUGCUGGCGACGGGCGGCGCGGCGCUGGAGAUCGGCCGCUUCGAUCCGGAGCGCGGCCGUGGCCCCGCACCGUGCCAAGCGAUGGAGAUCCCCAUGUGCCGGGGCAUCGGCUACAACCUGACCCGCAUGCCCAACCUACUGGGCCACACGUCGCAGGGCGAGGCGGCCGCGCAGCUGGCCGAGUUCUCGCCUCUCGUGCAGUACGGCUGCCACAGCCACCUGCGCUUCUUCCUCUGCUCGCUCUACGCCCCAAUGUGCACCGACCAGGUUUCCACUCCCAUCCCCGCCUGCCGGCCCAUGUGCGAGCAGGCUCGCCUGCGCUGCGCCCCCAUCAUGGAGCAAUUCAAUUUCGGCUGGCCGGACUCCCUCGACUGUGCCCGGCUCCCCACGCGCAACGACCCGCACGCGCUCUGCAUGGAGGCACCCGAGAACGCUACCGCAGGCCCCACAGAACCCCACAAGGGCCUGGGCAUGCUUCCUGUGGCACCUCGGCCCGCGAGGCCACCGGGAGAUUCAGCCCCAGGUCCGGGCAGUGGUGGCACCUGCGACAACCCGGAGAAGUUCCAGUACGUGGAGAAGAGUCGCUCGUGCGCUCCGCGCUGCGGGCCGGGCGUCGAGGUGUUCUGGUCUCGGCGGGAUAAGGACUUCGCGCUGGUCUGGAUGGCUGUGUGGUCCGCGUUGUGUUUCUUCUCCACGGCCUUCACCGUGUUCACCUUCCUGCUGGAGCCUCACCGAUUCCAGUACCCAGAGCGCCCUAUAAUCUUCCUUUCCAUGUGCUACAAUGUCUACUCCUUGGCCUUCCUGAUCAGAGCGGUGGCAGGUGCACAGAGUGUGGCCUGCGACCAGGAGGCAGGGGCUCUGUAUGUGAUCCAGGAGGGUCUGGAAAACACAGGCUGCACCCUGGUCUUCCUAUUGCUCUAUUAUUUCGGGAUGGCCAGCUCACUUUGGUGGGUGGUUUUGACUCUCACCUGGUUCUUGGCUGCAGGCAAAAAGUGGGGCCACGAAGCCAUCGAGGCUCACGGUAGUUACUUCCACAUGGCAGCGUGGGGCUUGCCAGCACUCAAGACUAUCGUGGUCCUGACUCUACGUAAGGUGGCUGGGGAUGAGCUGACUGGGCUCUGCUAUGUAGCUAGCAUGGACCCGGCAGCUCUCACUGGCUUUGUGUUGGUGCCCCUCUCUUGCUACUUGGUACUGGGCACCAGUUUCCUCCUGACCGGUUUUGUGGCUCUCUUCCAUAUCCGCAAAAUUAUGAAGACGGGCGGCACCAAUACAGAGAAGCUGGAGAAGCUGAUGGUGAAAAUCGGAGUCUUUUCCAUCCUUUACACAGUGCCGGCUACCUGCGUCAUUGUCUGCUAUGUUUACGAACGCCUCAACAUGGACUUCUGGCGUCUUCGGGCCACAGAGCAACCAUGCACUGCCGCUGCCGUGCCUGGAGGCCGAAGAGACUGCUCGCUGCCAGGCGGCUCGGUGCCCACUGUGGCCGUCUUCAUGCUCAAAAUCUUCAUGUCCUUGGUGGUGGGCAUCACCAGUGGAGUCUGGGUAUGGAGUUCCAAGACUUUCCAGACUUGGCAGAGUCUAUGCUACCGAAAAAUGGCAGCUGGUCGAGCCCGGGCCAAGGCCUGCCGAACCCCAGGGGGCUAUGGCCGGGGUACCCACUGUCACUACAAAGCCCCCACGGUGGUCUUGCACAUGACUAAGACAGACCCCUCUCUGGAGAACCCCACACACCUCUAGAACAUGGGCUGGGCUGAGUUAUGGUUGCUCCCUCCUUGCCCUCCCCUCCCCCCUCCAGAGACAGCUGACUAACAGCUGCCCAGCUGUCAAGGUCAGCAAGUGAGACACAGGGGGCUGAGGACUAGGGUGGGGACCCAGUAAAGCUCAGGGCCUUGUCUUUCCUUCUCAGGCAGGGAGUGGGCCUAGUUAAGUCCACAGAGGGUCCUAGGAUCAGAAGGGGCAGAGGGGGGGGGGCAGGGUCCAGAGCGGAGUUUAUUUAAUGAUGUAAUUUAUUGUGGCAUUUCUCUGGAAGCUGUGACUGGAAUAAACCCUCGUGUGGCACUGCUGUGUCUGUCUGGGUUGGAAAGAGGGAAGACAAGACAGGAGGGUGAGAAACUUCUUAAGCAGAGCUGGGGGGCGAGAGCUAUGAAGUUCAUUCUCCAUGUAAAGGAGGAAGUUCCUCUGUGGGGCAUGGGUGGAUUAUAGGCGUCCUAGACUGUGCGUGCGUGUAUGCGUGAUUCUCUUCUCACCUGUCUCAAGACUGAGAUCCGUGCUUCUGAAGUGAAUCAAGAGCCUCCUCGUGAAUACCCAGGAACCCCUGGCUGGGACAUGGCUACCUGUAGUCCUGUCAUCUAGCUUGUUUGGGGAAACAGGUAAGCUCCCCCACCCCCACACACCCACACUUCGCUUUAGCAAAAUAAGGUCAGGUUUGGCAAGAGAGCUCAGUGGUUAAAGGUGCUUACAGCUAAAGCUGAGGGCUUGAGUUCAGUCCGAGAACUCACAUAUUGUCAUUUUGACCUCCGCCUGUGCUCUGUGGCACGAUUCCUGCUCUCCAAGUAAACCUAUGUAAUAAGAAGCUUUUUAUAAAGGAAGCAAGGGAAUUAGACUGUUUCCAAGUCUGGAAGAUGGUUCGCGUCACUAUCUAUGAAGAUUGCAGAGAGCUGGGACCCAAGCACAGUUGGCAGUCUUUGCCUAGCAUGCACGAAGCCCUGGGUUCUGUCUCCAGCAGGGCUUAAAAGCGGCAUGGUGGAGCAUGUUUGUAAUUCAAAUACUUGGGAGAUAGAAGCAGAAAGAUCAGGACUCCCCUGGCUACCUGAGACUCUUUGGACAAAAAAAUAAGAAAAAAGGAGUGGGCAGGUCAGAUGGCUCAGCAGGGAAAGUUGCUAACCAUCCAAUCUAAUUUGCAUUCAAUUCCCUAAACUGAUGUAAAAAUAUUUUUAAAAGAAUUGCUCAGCAAGUUAGAAGCCUUGUCUUGAAAAAAACAAAAACAUAACAUUAACAACAAAACCCUUCACUAACAACAAAACCAAACAGAAUAUUCAGUAGUUAGAGCCCCAGGCUAUAUCUUCCUGGUUUUGGAUGGAGGGAAAAGACAGCAGGACCAUGCAUGUCUCUUGGUAGCAGUCUGGGAGGUUGGGAGCUGUUGAGUUUGACUGUCCCUCCUUGCCCACCCCAAACUCCAGAACUUGGGUUGCUGACAUAGCUGUGGGAUAAGGCAGGACCAUGGGGAUGUGCACAGCUGUGCUGGGACGGUUGGGACACAUGCAUGGGAGGUUGGGAAAGCACCAUGAAUACCUGUGUGCUAGGGAGGCUCAGGCUACUGGGACCUGUCCCAUCCCUGUCCCCUGUGAGGUAUAUGUGGUCAUCCUGGAGGUCUGUGUCGACCAAUAUUGGCCUCUAUCUAAGCCGUUGAUGCCAAUCAGGCGGAAGUAGCCUCUGUGAAUGUGUGCGCAUGCGUAUGCACAUAUAUGCAUACACGGGCCAGAGAGAACGGCAGGCCUUUAUCAGCUCACUAGUACACCCAGCUUUCUCUGUGGGUGCAGGGGGUUUUCUCUCAGGUUCUAACGUCCCCACAGCACGUGUUCUUGCCCACUGCUCCCAUCUUACCAGCCGCUGGCAAAGAUCGUGAUCAAGUGGGCCUGGAUGGAUUCUACACAUAUCCGGCACUUUCCAGUGCAGCGCCUCAAAGCUUUUGUGUGUAUUUUCUGUAUUUUGAGACAGGGUCUCUCUCUAUAAGCCCUGGCUGUCCUGGACACAAUAUGACCACCAGCCUCAGACUAAGAGAGCUGCCUGUCUCUACCACCCGAGGGCUGCGAUUAAAGGCACUCAGGAUUGGCUAAGAAA
Molecule: messenger RNA, 4114 nt
Organism: Rattus rattus (black rat)
Lineage: Eukaryota; Metazoa; Chordata; Mammalia; Rodentia; Muridae
Gene: Fzd9
Product: frizzled class receptor 9
Exons: 1
Coding region: 233-2011 (592 amino acids)
Biological process (GO): non-canonical Wnt signaling pathway; canonical Wnt signaling pathway
Cellular component (GO): plasma membrane
Molecular function (GO): Wnt-protein binding; Wnt receptor activity
Source: RefSeq, a predicted model, not a curated record